Periophthalmus magnuspinnatus is the source of this 2481-nucleotide messenger RNA. RefSeq names its product 5'-nucleotidase domain containing 3 (gene nt5dc3). The record is from RefSeq and is a predicted model, not a curated record. Gene Ontology annotation, molecular function: 5'-nucleotidase activity. Bases 137 to 1843 code for a protein of 568 amino acids. Lineage: Eukaryota; Metazoa; Chordata; Actinopteri; Gobiiformes; Gobiidae. The transcript has 14 exons.
GGUGCAAACCAGGAAGUGACGUUUAAGGCAACAAUCCAACCAGUCUCCAAAUGUAUAAGCUUGUCAAACGCAUGCUAUUAUCGACAGGAGCCCAGUACGACCUACACACCGGGCUGCCGUUUGGACAAACAUAGCCAUGGCGCCCAUGUCAUUGCCCCUGUCGUCAGUCGCGAAGGCCCGGGACUUCUUACGGAGGGCGAGUAUGCUGUGUGGGUUUUUACAAGAGCAAACACCCAGUUUUUGUUUAUGGCAGCGGAAAUUCAGCUCGGUGUCCCGUGGAGUCGAUCAACUUCUGUCCCAGCAGCAUAGAGCCAUCAAACAUGCAGCAUCUGUCUGUAGCAGCUCCUCAGACAGUCAGGACAUGGGACGGAGGCUGUGGGCGAUCUAUAACGAUGCAAAAAAGCAGACUAAAGAUUUGAUACCAGACAUUUCCCCCACAGAUCCGAACACUAUAUUCGCCAACAAUGAAAUCAGUCUCCGGGAUAUUGAGAUCUACGGUUUUGACUAUGACUACACUCUGGCCUUUUACUCUAGACAUCUGCACACCUUAAUCUUCAACAUAGCAAGAGAUUUACUUAUCAGCCAACACAGAUAUCCUGAAGGACUACGGGAGUAUGAAUAUAUUCCUGAUUUUGCUGUAAGAGGACUGCACUAUGAUGUUCAAAAGGCUCUUCUUAUGAAAAUAGAUGCUUUCCACUACAUACAAUUGGGAACUGUAUACAGGGGUCUUAAUCCUGUGCCUGACCCAGAAGUAAUUGCCAUGUAUGAAGGAUGCCAUGUUCCUCUGGACAUCAUGAGUGACUUCUAUGGAAAGAGCACCCAGGGCCACACCAUGAAGCAGUUUAUGGACAUAUUUUCACUUCCUGAGAUGACGCUGCUGUCCUGUGUCAACGACUUUUUCAUGAAGCACAAUAUUGACUAUGAGCCAGUGCAUCUGUACAAAGACGUCAAGGAAGCUAUCCGAGAUGUUCAUGUUAAGGGCAUUAUGUACAGAGCUGUAGAAGCAGAUAUUGACAAAUAUAUUUGCUAUGGGGAGGAGAGCCACGCCGUGCUCAAGAAGCUGUCGGAGCAUGGAAAAAAGAUGUUCCUCAUUACCAACAGCCCUUUUGACUUUGUGAAUCGAGGAAUGAGCUACAUCGUGGGGAAGGACUGGAGAGACCUGUUUGAUAUUGUCAUAGUACAGGCUGAUAAACCCAGCUUCUUCAAUGACAGGAGAAAACCGUUCCGGCGGGUGACUGAUAAAGGUGCACUGCUGUGGGAUAGGAUUCACAAGUUGGAAAAGGGACAAAUUUACAAACAGGGAAAUCUUUAUGAGUUCCUGCGGCUCACUGGCUGGAGAGGAUCUAAAGUGCUCUACUUUGGUGAUCACAUUUACAGCGACUUAGCGGAUUUGACACUGAAGCACGGCUGGAGGACAGGUGCCAUUAUCCCUGAGCUGCGGAAAGAGAUUAAAAUUAUGAACACAGAAGAGUUUGUGCACAUGACAACCUGGUUACAGACUCUCACCGGCCUCAUAGAGCAGAUGCAGGUACACCACGAUCCAGUAUCUCAGGCAGUUGUUCAGGAGUGGAUCAAAGAGAGGGAAGCCAUGAGGCCACACACAAAGGACAUCUUUAACGCUCAGUUUGGGAGCCUGUUCCGGACGUACCACAACCCCACCUACUUCUCCCGCCGCCUGUCCCGUUUCGCUGACAUGUACAUGGCCUCCAUCAGCUGCCUCCUCAACUACGACUUUAAACACACGUUCUUCCCUCGCCGCACCCCUCUGCAGCACGAGUCAACCUUCUGGCCUCAACACCGGUCCAACUGUGAAACUGCCAAAACCCAGGUCCAGCAAAGAUGAAAGGUUCAACUUGACUAUCAGCUUUUACGUCAAUUAUACCAACACUUUUAUUGGAAUGUAAUUUAGUGAUAUAGCUUUAAAUGUAUGCAAUAUACACUUCAGAAAAUGACUUACCUAAGUCUUUGCACAUGUCAUUUUAUGAUGCUGCCUCUAGAGGGCGAUCACUCAGUACUUGCAGUAGUAACAUUUGAACACUGAUGAGUCCUUCUUUUUGUGCAUCUGUCAGAUUGUAAAAGAAGGGGUGUUACAUUUCAGUGGUCAUUUGCCUUAAUUCAGAAAAGAUAUUUAACACUAGCAGUUUUGUUUUAUGAGAAGCUUUAAAAUAUGCCAUUUUACAUCCAGAUCGUUGUUAGAAGAUGUGCUCCAAACAGAUGCAAUGUGUUGUACGUGAGUGAGGAGGUGAGACCUGAGUGUUGCUGGUAUUUUUAGCCAUAGUUUAUUUGAUCUGUGAAGAAGAUGAUGAUUGGUGCUGUCUUUACAGGUUUGCUGCUUUUAUUUUUGCAGAAAAUGUGAGAAAUGUUUUCACGUUGCUGAAAUGAGAGGAUAUAUUUAGAAGUAGAAUAAUUAAUGGUUUAAAUUAUUCUGAACAGGAACUGACUUUCUGUGAUGUUUGUCUAUUACGGUGUACUGUAGUGUAU